AUGGCUACUAUCGAUGGUGCCACUGGGAAAAGCCCCGAAGAAGAGAAGGGUUUACAAAAUGAGACUGCUAUGAUCAACAAAGUCUUUAAAGAAUUCGUGCGGGUCUCUGCUGUCGGGAAGAAACUGUCAGCUGAAGAACUCAAGCAAAUGAAUUGCAAAGCUUGCGGCAAAUUGGUUCGCAACACGCUACCAAAGGAGGUACAAGUCAUUGCCGACGCCAGCGUUUUUCCAAAAUACAAGGAGAAAGGGAAGCAGUAUAUGCAUCUAUCAAAAUUCCCGGCUUUCAUUGACGAUUGCGCUUACGAAUAUGCAAAGACCAAAAUGAAGAAUCCCAAACUCGCCAGAGAUGAUGAAAACGUGGCCAAGUACAUCAAGGAAUUUAGAGAACGCAUAAAAAAAGGAGACCCAGGACUUAAAGAAACGAAAACUCCGAAAAAUGUAUCGAAUUUGACGGAUACUUCUCGAUAUACGGGGUCUCACAAGGAGAGAUUCGACGAAUCUGGUCGAGGAAGAGGCGCUGCUGACCAACGAGGAUCAAGCAGAACUCGAACACCUUCAAAAUCCGCCUCCGAUAAGACCAGAUCGACUAUGCAAACACCAGAAAAGUCCAGAUCAGCAACAAGAUCUAGUUCUCGGGCAUCAGACAAGUCACCAGCGAAGACACCAGACAAAGAAAAGUCGAGUACAAUGAAAAUUUUCUAUUUGAUUAAUACUCUUCUUUCUCUUUUCCCACUCUUCUUUCUUUUUUCUUCCAUUUCACUUUUUAAUUUUCUUUAUCUCUUCUCUUUUAUGUUUUUUAAUAUUCAUUUAUCUACGUCUUUCCUUUUUUAUUCAUUGGAUCUAUCUAUCUAUCUAUCUAUCUAUCUAUCUAUCUAUCUGAAUGAAUAA
Molecule: messenger RNA, 888 nt
Organism: Acanthosepion pharaonis
Lineage: Eukaryota; Metazoa; Mollusca; Cephalopoda; Sepiida; Sepiidae
Source: the annotation of a GenBank genome assembly